AAUGCACACUUAUGGAUGCCAACCGCCAUAAAACUCAACAGAAGAAGAAGAUGCCGAGCAGCAGCAGAAGCAGAAGCAGAAGAAGAAGUAGCAGAAGAAGAAGCAGAAGAAGAAGAAGAAGCAGAAGUGUUCAGAGGAGUCAGAAUGGCAGCAGACCAGGAGUCAAAACUGCAGCUGGUUCACAGACACGUCCGAGCUUUUCCAGACUUCCCGCAGAAAGGCAUCCUGUUCAGAGAUAUCUGUCCCAUCCUGAAGGAGCCGGCCGCUCUGACGGCAGUCGUCGACCUGUUUGAAGAACACGUGAGGAAGAAUCACCAGCAGGUCGAUCUGAUCGUAGGUUUAGAUGCUCGUGGCUUCCUGUUUGGGCCUCUGCUCGCCCAGCGGCUGGGUGUUGGCUUCGUCCUGGUCAGAAAGAAAGGCAAGCUGCCUGGAACCACUGUGUCUGUGGCUUAUGAUUUGGAGUAUGGGAAGGCAGAGGCAGAGAUCCAGGAGGAUGCGGUGGCUCCAGGACAGAGGGUUCUGCUCAUUGACGACCUUCUGGCUACUGGAGGAGAGAAUCCUGCUGACACUGUGGAUUUUCGUUGGCUGUCAGCAGACAACACAGCAUCAGUGGCGGAGCCGUGGGGUGACCAGUGGUGGCCAUGGCCACCAUAGGCUAAAGUCUGGCCACCCCACACAAAACCAUAUUUUCUUGUGCUGAAGCAUUUCCCUGCUGCCACAGCUCCACUGGAGACCCUUCUCAGCAGCGCACCCACCUGGUUGUCCUGCCCCCCCGCCUCCUCUGCGUUCAACUGACUCGCUGCUGUAGUCUGAGGGGAAAUCAAACACAUGCUGUUGUUGAGUCACUCCUGGCAGUGUAAUUACCAGAAAGACAUCUUAUUGAAUUUGACGUUUCUGGUUUCAUGAAUGGAUCUACAGUGAAAGACGGGUUCAAGCUUGCUGGACAAAAAAUAGCUAUUGGCUUUUCAGAUGGCUGGGAGCCCAGCGCUGAGCGAGCUCCGACCCCCUGCUGAGCCUCCUGUGUCUGUUUCUUCUGCCAACACCUCCCCGUGAUCAAUAAAACCCAUGCACCUCCUUGUGUCGGAGUAGUUUCUUUGCCCAGACAAUAGCAAUUGACACUAAUGUUGGUGACAGAUUGCAUUUCCUGUGGCUGCUUCACAAUAAAAGCCACCCGGUGUUUUGCCAGUGGAAUGCUUUUAAUGUGAAGGAAACGUUUAAUGGCGCAGUCAGACUGAAAUCCGUCUGGUGAAAUGUAUUCACGUGGUGUGGCUAAAAGCAGGGGGGACAGGAAACCGCGGGAGUAGGGUUAGAACUGGGGGAGUUAGCAUGGCUAGUGUGCUAACAGCAGUCCAUAAAUGUCGUAAUGUAAAUUCGCAACAGGAAGCGAAUACGUCCCGCCCCGUUCCACUUAGAAAUGAAUGGGAAGCAGAUUUCGGUCUGAAAAUCUGUUGGAUGAAAGUAAGAACAGGAACAGAGAAACCAAACUCCAAACAGCACAGAUUCAGGUACAAGCUACAGAAGUAGUGACAGCUGCUAAUCGUAAUAUUAGUAGAUAAAUAAAAUGGCUGCACUGUUUCGCAGUUACUGCCUGCACAGCCACGAGACUAUCAGCGGUCUGUUAGAUUUGUUUUAGAUUUGUAGAUUUACCUUUUGGCCAUGAGCAAACAUCAUAAUCUAAUCUCUGUACAGCGCCAUGCCACUC
This is a messenger RNA of Siniperca chuatsi (mandarin fish), 1702 nucleotides long. It is a transcript of the gene aprt, whose product is annotated as adenine phosphoribosyltransferase. The record is from RefSeq and is a predicted model, not a curated record. Gene Ontology annotation, cellular component: cytoplasm. Gene Ontology annotation, biological process: adenine salvage; AMP salvage. Gene Ontology annotation, molecular function: AMP binding; adenine binding; adenine phosphoribosyltransferase activity. The coding region runs from base 16 to 654 and encodes 212 amino acids. Lineage: Eukaryota; Metazoa; Chordata; Actinopteri; Centrarchiformes; Sinipercidae. The transcript is spliced from 5 exons.